Messenger RNA from Neogale vison (American mink), 6978 nucleotides. RefSeq names its product tripartite motif containing 2 (gene TRIM2). Lineage: Eukaryota; Metazoa; Chordata; Mammalia; Carnivora; Mustelidae. The transcript is spliced from 13 exons. Gene Ontology annotation, molecular function: zinc ion binding; translation repressor activity; ubiquitin protein ligase activity. Gene Ontology annotation, biological process: protein polyubiquitination; proteasome-mediated ubiquitin-dependent protein catabolic process; negative regulation of translation. The record is from RefSeq and is a predicted model, not a curated record. Bases 40 to 2553 code for a protein of 837 amino acids.
UAUAUUUUUGUAAGGGCCACCCUUUAACUCAGCAGCCUAAUGAUUAUAAUGGGCCCAAUUGUCUGUGGGCUGCAGAGAGCUGAGUCCCCACAUCGGAGGAGGCUGGGGCCAGUCUCUGAUGUCCAGGAGCGGCCGUUAUGGAACACGGGAAUUACAUCAAAGCGGAGGGCAGAACCACGGCUGCUUUUCUCUGGGCUGUGUGCCCAAAUCCUGCCGCCGUGUGGCACUGGAGCGAUUGUAGGACCAACAUUUCAACAUUCCCCAGAGCAGCAGCGUGCAGGGUCAAAGACAGCCGGCCUCCCAUGUCAGUGGUCUAGGAUGGCCAGUGAAGCCACCAACAUCCCAAGUCCUGUCGUGCGCCAGAUUGACAAGCAGUUUCUGAUCUGCAGUAUAUGCCUGGAACGGUACAAGAAUCCCAAGGUUCUCCCCUGUCUGCACACUUUCUGCGAGAGGUGCCUGCAGAACUACAUUCCCGCCCACAGCCUCACCCUUUCCUGCCCUGUGUGCCGCCAGACCUCCAUCCUGCCUGAGAAGGGGGUGGCCGCGCUCCAGAAUAACUUUUUCAUCACGAACCUGAUGGACGUGCUGCAGCGAACGCCGGGCAACAACGCUGAGGAGUCCUCCAUCCUGGAGACAGUCACCGCGGUGGCUGCGGGAAAGCCUCUCUCUUGCCCAAACCACGAUGGGAAUGUGAUGGACUUUUACUGCCAGUCUUGCGAGACCGCCAUGUGUCGGGAGUGCACUGAGGGGGAGCAUGCGGAACACCCCACAGUCCCCCUCAAGGACGUGGUGGAGCAGCACAAGGCCUCACUCCAGGUCCAGCUGGAUGCCGUCAACAAAAGGCUCCCAGAAAUAGAUUCUGCCCUUCAGUUCAUCUCAGAAAUCAUUCAUCAGUUAACCAACCAAAAGACCAGCAUUGUGGAUGACAUCCAUUCUACCUUUGAUGAGCUCCAGAAGACUCUGAACGUGCGCAAAAGUGUGCUGCUUAUGGAACUGGAAGUCAACUAUGGCCUCAAACAUAAAGUCCUUCAGUCGCAGCUGGACACUCUGCUCGAGGGGCAGGAGAGUAUAAAGAGCUGCAGCAACUUCACGGCGCAGGCCCUCAACCAUGGCACGGAGACGGAGGUGCUGCUCGUGAAGAAGCAGAUGAGCGAGAAGCUGAACGAACUGGCCGACCAGGACUUCCCGCUGCACCCGCGUGAAAACGAUCAGCUGGAUUUUAUCGUGGAGACCGAGGGGCUCAAGAAGUCCAUCCACAACCUCGGGACGAUUUUAACCACCAACGCCGUCGCCUCCGAGACGGUGGCCACGGGCGAGGGUUUGCGGCAGACCAUCAUCGGGCAGCCCAUGUCCGUCACCAUAACGACCAAGGACAAAGACGGCGAGCUGUGCAAGACGGGCAACGCCUACAUCACCGCCGAGCUGAGCACGCCCGACGGCAGCGUGGCGGACGGGGAGAUCCUCGACAACAAGAACGGCACCUACGAGUUUUUGUACACCGUCCAGAAGGAAGGGGACUUCACCCUGUCGCUGCGGCUCUAUGACCAGCACAUCCGAGGCAGCCCGUUCAAGCUGAAAGUGAUCCGGUCGGCCGACGUGUCUCCCACCACCGAGGGCGUGAAGAGGCGCGUGAAAUCCCCGGGGAGCGGCCAUGUAAAGCAGAAGGCGGUGAAGAGACCCGCCAGCAUGUACAGCACUGGGAAGCGAAAAGAGAAUCCCAUCGAAGACGAUCUGAUCUUCCGAGUGGGUACCAAAGGAAGAAAUAAAGGAGAAUUUACAAAUCUCCAAGGGGUAGCUGCGUCUACAAGUGGAAAGAUACUAAUUGCAGAUAGCAACAACCAAUGUGUACAGAUAUUUUCCAAUGACGGCCAGUUCAAAAGUCGGUUUGGCAUACGAGGGCGCUCUCCUGGGCAGCUGCAGCGGCCCACAGGAGUGGCUGUGCAUCCCAGCGGGGACAUAAUCAUCGCAGACUAUGAUAAUAAGUGGGUUAGCAUUUUCUCUUCUGAUGGCAAGUUUAAGACAAAAAUUGGAUCCGGAAAGUUGAUGGGGCCCAAGGGAGUCUCUGUGGACCGCAACGGGCACAUCAUCGUGGUGGACAACAAGGCGUGCUGCGUGUUUAUCUUCCAGCCAAAUGGGAAGAUAGUCACCAGGUUUGGUAGCCGAGGAAAUGGGGACAGGCAGUUUGCAGGUCCCCAUUUUGCAGCUGUAAAUAGCAAUAAUGAGAUUAUUGUUACGGAUUUCCAUAAUCAUUCUGUCAAGGUGUUUAAUCAGGAGGGAGAAUUCAUGUUGAAGUUCGGUUCAAAUGGAGAAGGAAACGGGCAGUUUAAUGCUCCAACAGGUGUAGCAGUGGAUUCAAAUGGAAACAUCAUUGUGGCGGACUGGGGAAACAGCCGGAUCCAGGUUUUUGAUGGAAGCGGAUCAUUUUUGUCCUAUAUUAACACAUCUGCUGACCCACUCUACGGCCCCCAAGGCCUGGCUCUGACUUCAGAUGGCCAUGUCGUAGUUGCAGACUCUGGAAACCACUGUUUCAAGGUGUACCGGUACUUACAGUGAUGACGGGCAGCCGGACAGCCCCUUACAAAGGUCUUGCACUAUAAACUGGAAUGGAUUUCUUGACGCGGGACCAGAUUACACUAGACUUUCCUUGCUAGAAGGAAUCAUUGGUGAACUUUUCAAGGUUAUUUCUGAAUGUAACUAUUUCUUUAAAAACUGCAUAUCUGAUUUCUGUAUUCACUUUUUAGGGUUUAAAGAAAAGAAAUCCCUUCUACUGAAUCUAUGGAAACGGCAAAGUUUUACACCUGUGAACUAUGGCUUAUUGGACAGGGAUUUAUGUAGUUGAACUGAUUUUGCGAAUCGAACAGACACUAAAACAUAAAACAAAAAAACCUGGACUAUUUAAAGGUAUUCAUUAAUCCUGUGAAUGGUAGCUUUUGUGCAGAGCUUCCAAAAACAACAAAAUGAAAACAAAAUCUGUUGUAGUUACAUACUUUAUUUAACUUCGGUUACAAGACCCGGGGGAUCUUCUAACUUCCCUUUUACAGUAGGUAUUACUCCUGUGACAUUUUUUGGGUUAUCGAUAAUUACACACACAUUAGGAAAAAAACAAGACUGUCUUGCAGAAUCCUCCCAGCUGUGAUUAGGCAGUCCUCUUGAGUUUAGCACUUAAAAACCACUGCAAAUUUCCCAUCCUUUUUGGGUUAGAUCCAAGAUCCUUUUUGUGUGUUAUUUUCACCUUUUUCUCCCACUCACCUUGUAUUAAAAAACAAAGUCCAUUUUCAGGGAAACCUGAAAUUCCCAAUGCUUUGAAAAGCAUAUUACAAUGGCAAAUGCUACCUUUUCGUAAACAGACACCCCCUCAACUCCAGACUAAUGCACUAGAAUGUAAUCAAGAAAAAAUUAGCCACGUUUUAUGUGCCAGUGUUCUCACGUGUCUCUCCUCUUCCACUUCCUGAAAGCGAAAGCUUUACCUCCUGCAAAAUGUCAGCACAUGUAGUAGGACACCAGUAUCCUAGGACAGAGAGCCAUAAGUAGCCCUUUGGAGGACUGUUGGUGUCGACCAAAGGCAUGUGAAUGAUUAAUGGUUUCCCCUUAGAAAGCAAGUGUUACCAAAGUUGUGUUAUCCCAAGAGCAUUACAGGUAAGGGCAUGUUAUGGUUAUUUAUCAUUGUCUAAUGAAUAGUAGAGGCAUUAAAGGACUAUGUAUACAUGAUUAGGGUAAGGUAGAAUGUAUCAUAUAUAUAUAUAUACACACACACAUAUAUACACACACACACAUACAUACAUACACACACACACACACAUAUAUAUAUAUGUGUAUAUAUAUAUAUGGCUGAAUCUUUGGUGUAUUGAAAUAGGCAGCACUCUGAAAGACAGAAGCAUUGUCCAGCACAUUCCUUUACUGGGCAAUUGAAAGCCGUCCUCAUAGAGUAAGCCUGAAAACAGGUUUAAUUUUCACCAUUUUCCAGGAAUGAUGAUACCGGCUAACUUUUAUAGCCAGAAAACAGCCUUCUGUGCUUUCAAAAACAAAACAAAACAAAACCAGGUCGAAAGAAAAAGAAACGAUGAAUUGAGUUACAUUUAAGUAUACAUGCAUUUGGAGAGAUGUGAAGAAUUUAGUCAGUUGUUAAUCUGUCACUGAUACUGUAACAUAAGAUGUGGUCUGUUUCCACUGUUUAAUUUUCUACUCAGUUCUACCAAAUAGGAUGUCAUGUUUGGCAUUUUCGAAAUGACUUUGGAAUCUUUUUCACUGAAAGCACCUUAGAACUGUACUAUAAGAAAACAUUUCCCAUAUGUAUAAUGACGUGAUGUUUAUUACUUAUUAAUUUAUAAUUCAGUCUUUCUCUUAAUAUAGGACUUUUUUAAAGUUAGAAGGGAAAACUAGCUACUUCCAGUUGUCUAUCAAAUUUAUUAUGCCCAAAUCAACCUCUAAAAGAAAAUUUUUCAGGAAGAUUUACAUUUAGGUUUACUUUUUUUUUUUUUUUUUUUUUUUUUUUUUUUUAGUUAGAGCUUUCAAAAUAUUUGAGACUAUGACAAAAUUACAAAAUUCAAUUACAUUUUUAGACUAUUAAACUAAGAUACUGUUUCCUAACAUCAGCAAACUAAGUCCUUGAAUUGAAACAAAGCAUUUUGUAUUUACUGAGUGCUUCCUAGGUGCUGGGCACCCUUCUGGGCACUGAGGGGGAAACAGAGAUGGAUGAAACCAACAGAAAUCCCUGCCCAUUUGGAGCUUCCACUCUAGGGAGGAAUUUCCUUUUGCCACUUACUAACAUUCUGCAUUCAAGAUAAGCUAGACUCUUGAUAGCUCCUAGACUGUUUAAAACUUUUUAUAUUGGUUCAAUUAAUUUUGGUUUAUUUUCACAAGUAAAAAUGGCUUCUUAUUUAGAUUCUGUCACAGGUUGUUGGUCUUAAGACUAGUUUACUUUAAAAAAGAUGUUUGUUUGUUUGUUUGUUUUCACAGCAUUGAAAUUGUAUUUGUGAAUUUAGAAAUUAACCAGCCAUCAUACCAGAACAGGUUGGCUAUCUCAAUAACAGAUUGAAUACAAGACUAAUUGUUUUUUUUUAAUCUGUCAAUAUUGACACAAACUGGAAUGGAAGACUAGAUACUUUGAUUCAGACCUUUUCCAUCAUCUGUUGCUAAAACAUUUGUGAUGGGCACUCCAAGAAACACUGACUUUUUUCCCCCCCCAAAAUAUGUAAUUGUAUAUGUUAAAGUAUAGAUAACAUUUCACAUUUGGAUACAUAGCAUUUACUGUAUUCCUUAGUAAGCAUAUUGGGUGGAGGGAAGUGCUGAUAAGAUACAAAUAGACAAGAUUUAAAUGAAAUUUUGUCAACAUUCUAUGGAAAAGGGUUUCUGGUAAACUGAGAAGGAUUUUAAAAUAAGUGACUUUUUUCCCUGAGCUAUCAUUAUUGUUUGCUUUCUCUUUGUCAAGUGUGCAGAACCUGUCAUACGUUCAUGAUAAGUAGCACUGAAAAACUACCCAUUCAAAUGCCCCCUGGGCACUUAACGGCAAAAGAUUGCCAGUUCGAGAAUGUAAAGGUCAGUGACCACAUUCCUGCCCGAUACAGACCUCCCCUGCGGGCCUCUGGGGAUGUAGUCACUUGACCAUCCAGAAAACACGUGAAUAAAAAGCCUUUAUGACUGUUCCCCAUUGAUUUAAUGGUACUUAGUAUUUCGAUCAAACUUUUGUCUCCAGUAACAAAACAAGUCCCCGAGUUUCCUUAUUUUCAUUUAUUCUUUGACUAGAUUUGAGACAAAGAAAUACUACAGGUCAUGCAACUAGAAGACACUUGCUUCUACAACCAAAUAUACAGGGUAUGUCCUUACUUGGAGUUAACUGGAAUAGUAGUACAGAAGCAAGUGUCUCUGGAUCCUUCCCAGGGAAGGAUUCACGUAAAUGCUUUGGUAAUACCUACUGAGGAAUUGGAGGAAAUAGUAAACACUAGGUACUGUGCAGAUCACUUCAAACGGGAAAUACCUUUUUGUACAUUAGGACUCUAUAGUAUCCCCCCUAUUCACCAGCUUCUGAAGAGGGAGGAGUAUUUUUAGUUUAAUAAUCUAAAAAGAGGACCUUUCCAGGUAGGAUAAUUUGAAGCUCUUUGCUGCAAAACAUCAUCUAAUUUGCUUAAAGUUGAACGUCGUAAUACUGUUGCAUUCUGUCAAUGUUGCAGGGUUUUAAACUUUACAAUUAUUUUAAUAUUUUUGAUAACUAGGAAUCUAGUAUUGCCAUAAAGAAAACUAAGUGCCCAUUAAAGAUUUGUUUGAUAUAAAUAAAUGAUUUUUGUUUUGUUUUGUUUUAAAUGACAGUAAGCUACAAAUCAUGAUGUUAAUCUUAAAACGUUCUGAAGAUGAACUGUGUGGCAGUGAUUGUGUGGUCUGUUUGUGGAGAAUGUAUGAGAGCUAUUCAUAUUCUAAAAUAGAUUACUAAAUCAGCUAUGUUGUCCCAAUGAAUGUACAGCACGUCCAUUAACUUUCGAAAGCAACACAGCCUUAAACUCAAUGCUUUUGCUUUAUGACAUGGGAAUGUUCUGUCAUCAACAGAGUGUAUUCUUGUAAUAGAAUUCUUUAUAUCAUUCUCAAUUCUAUUGCCUUUCAGUCCUAUGUAUGAGUAUUAAGGGUUUUUGCUUUGUUUUUUUUUUUUCUUUUUAAAUUUUGUACAUUCCAUCUUUCUAGGUCUGUUGCAUACGUUUUGUGUAUAGAACACUAAGUCUUGCACUCUCUGGCAUUGAUACUGAUAUAAUCUUAUUUGUUCUUUUAUGAAUCGAAAUGCUGACUGCCUAUUUAAAGAAAAGAAUGAACGCUGUGCAUCAAAGUGUUUGUAUGUUCGUAGCUGCAUACGUACCACAGUAUUUUGGAUGCUUUAGUCUACAAUAAAACUUUAAAUUAAUUCUGUCUUAAAACCUAGGAGAAACAAGAUUCGUGUGUAUAUCUUUACCAUGCACAAAAUCUCAAAUCAUUAUAAUAAAGCUUGUUUUCUCCGUU